ACCGGUGAACCAAAUAUUUCAUCGCAUCAGCAACGUGCGCACGUAGAAACCGAAACAGCUGCGCGGAUGAUUGCGGAAAUGAAGCGAGAAUUUCAGCGACAGAUGUUCGCCAUGCAGAACCUCAUCACAAAACAGCAAGAGCAAACGAAGGCUAGCGUCGCGGCGUUGCAGAAAGAGUUGCAAGACGUUACCAAGAAGCUGGCGGCUAUAUCUGCAGGCACGAGAGAUGCUACUCCAAAGUCCACUGCUGUUAAAACUAUACCGCCGGGGAUCGUCAACUCAUACCCCGUAACCACUCCUAUAUCAACUGCAAACACAGCAACGGGAGUUUCAGCUGAAGGUACCGUUACCUCAGACUACGCCACGAAUUUGAGAGUUGCCGUUACGACAUCUAUUGCGUUCGCUACUGGGGUAAAUAACUGUACUGGUGGGAUAGGUGUUCCAAGUCAACGUGGAACCGCCGACCCAUGUCUAGGCGACGUGUUUUCAUCAACAUCUUGCGCAGCAAUGGGCGCACAACAUCAUCUGGUAAACUCGACUUUGGUAAGUGAGCUUGUAUCGAAGUUGCCGAUGACACGUCGUAUGCAGUGGGCUGAAAAAUGUAUGGAAUUGGGUCGUGCACCUAGCAUAGUGGAUUUUGGGAAGUGGUUGACAUGCUUGCGUAGACUUGCAAAUAUGGUGACGGAUAGCCUACCGCCCCCACAAGUUUCUAUAAAUUCCCGUGCGCGUGGUAACGUGCCUGGAGUGAACAAGGACAAAUACUCGAUGUUUAGUCUUGCGCGCCGUAAAUGUAUUAUUUGCGAAGGCGAUUGUCAAUCGCUUGCUUCGUGUGAUAAGUUCAUUAAUCAGAAUAAACAGGGAUUGGGACAAGGGAUGUCACUGAAUGAUGCUCUUCUACCUGGACCAGGUAUAAAUCAACCUCUUAUUGAUGUGCUAUUCAAAUUCCGCAAAGCUCCGAUUGCGGUCACGGGAGAUAUUGCGGAAAUGUUCUUGCAAAUAGAAACUAGAGAGGUUGAUCAGGAUUGUCAGCGUUUUUUGUAG
This is a messenger RNA of Rhagoletis pomonella (apple maggot), 1041 nucleotides long. RefSeq lists its product as uncharacterized. The record is from RefSeq and is a predicted model, not a curated record. NCBI's taxonomy places the organism in Eukaryota, Metazoa, Arthropoda, Insecta, Diptera, Tephritidae.